AUGGGUGGCUCCUUAUCGCGUCUCUGGUCCUUCUUCUGGUCCAAAAAGGAAAUCCGUAUUCUGAUUCUUGGUCUGGAUAACGCCGGAAAGACGACGCUUCUCUACCGACUGAAGAUCGGCGAAGUCGUCACUACGAUACCCACGAUUGGUUUUAACGUCGAGUCGGUGACGUAUAGAAAUCUGAAUUUCAAUGUUUGGGAUCUCGGAGGCCAAACGUCCAUCCGUCCCUACUGGCGAUGCUACUAUGCCAACACCGCCGCCGUCGUUUUCGUGAUCGACUCCACCGAUAUUGAACGACUGGGCACGGCGGCCGACGAACUCGCAGCUAUGUUGAACGAAGAGGAGCUUCGCGACGCGGCCCUGUUGGUAUUUGCCAACAAGCAAGACCAGCCGGGUGCCAAGGGUGCGGGCGAAAUCUCGGAGGCGUUGAAGCUGGGAGAACUGCGCGACAGGAACUGGAGUAUCGUGGCUUGCUCUGCCAUCGACGGAAAAGGCCUGAACGAGGGAAUGGACUGGUUGGUGAUCGCCGCGGUGCUUCCUCCGGCCGGUGCGACGGCAAAUGCAAGCCUGCAAAUCAGACAUGACCACCCCGUUCCUUUGCCCGCAGAAGGAGAACUUCUUGUCAAGUUGGAAUACUCAGGAUUGUGCCACUCGGAUGUGCACAGCGUCCGCGGGGAAACGCCGAUGUUGACCGACGUGGCGGGGCAUGAGGGGGUGGGGAAAGUAGUCCAAGUUGGAUCCGGUGUCAAUGAGCAGGACUGGCUUGGGAAGAGGGUUGGCAUCAGGUAUCAGAUGGCUUUACAGCUCCUGUUUGAAUUGCGAGAUUUGCGCCAUCAACAAUACGGCCUGUCCGUAUCAAAAGAAUGCCGGGGCUCGGGUAUUGCCAUGUACUCAUCAAUCAUGAAGACCAAAACUCGCCCGGGUGACUGGCUUGUUCUUCCCGGAGCUGGAGGAGGCCUAGGGCACAUGGGAGUCCAGAUUGCCUCCAAGAAAGGGCUCAAAGUGAUUGCAGUGGACAGCGGAGAGAAAAAGAAGCAACUCUGUCUUUCGUUAGGGGCAGCGAGCUUUCUGGACUACAAGGUGGACGAUAUCGAGGCGGAAGUGCAGAAGCUUACCUCGGGCUUGGGCGCCCAUGCUGUCAUUUGUACCGCAAACAGCGAACCGGCCUAUGCCCAGAGUAUGCGACUGCUUCGCCGUCUGGGGGUUCUCGUCUGCGUCGGUAUACCGAGCGUGUCGUUCCGACUGCCCGCAACACCAUUUGAUAUGAUUGUUAAAGGCUUGACGAUCAUUGGAAACUCUGCGGGUACGGCGAAAGAAAUGGACGAGUUGAUGGCAAUGGCAGUAGCCGGGGACGUGACCGCGUAUAUUGAAUGUUUCGAAUUCGACAAAAUCGACGAGAGGGGCCUGUGGUGGGGACGAGUGAAGAUAUUCAUGCUAGUGCUUGAAUUCUGGGGGGUGGUGGGGGGACAGGCUUUACAGUCAAGAAGAGACCGUUUCCUCUCGCGACUCGGACUCUUGUCCGUCAAGUUCUUCUCAACUUUCGAUUGCAUCACUGCAGCUACGGCCUUUUGUAAUCCUUUUUCUUUUGCUAUGGACGCCCUCGGGAGUAGCCGUCCGGUGGCCGAGCUGGUGAAUCGCAUGGGAUGGCAGCAUGUGUACAUCGCAGGCACGGCCAUCCUGGUCGCCGCGCUCGUCGCCGUCGUACUCUUCCUUUCCUCCUACCGGGGUAAGAUCAACUACAACAGCGGUAUCUUCCCCUACCUGAAAUUCGUCUACGCGAACUUCCUCAAACCUCAUCAGAAGAGCGGAGAGGGUCAGCAAGAUGCCUUGGAGAGCUUCUACAAGACCCAGGCUGGAGUAUACGACGCCACUCGAAAACGCCUUCUGCGCGGCCGAGAAGACAUGCUGGGCCUUGUGGCGGCGCAGCUAAGAUUCAAAGUGGACAAUAAGCAGCUGAAGAACGGAAAAGCCAUCUGGGUUGAUAUUGGUGGAGGAACUGGAUAUAACAUCGAGGCCAUGUCCGCGUUUCUGCCAGUUCAUACUUUCUUCUCCCAUGUUUAUCUAGUAGAUCUCUCCCCUUCUCUCUGCGAAGUUGCCCGGGAACGGUUCCGGCGAUUAGGAUGGAAGAAUGUCAGCGUGGUCUGCCAGGAUGCACGGUCAUUUCGCUUGCCAGACGCGGAGCAUGUCCAUCCCCGGGCGAAGUCUACUACUGCUAACACGGGUGCGGACGCGAUUACCAUGAGUUACAGUCUGUCCAUGAUCCCAGAUUACUACAGUGUGGUAGAUUCCAUGACGGAUUUGCUGAAACCAUCCGGCUUGCUCGGUGUUUGCGAUUUCUAUGUUCAGAGUAUCGUCGAUGUCUCGUCUCGUAACUAUAUCGGUGGCGCUUUCAAUCGCCAUGUCAAUUGGCUUGGUCGCGUCUUCUGGCGUGCCUGGUUUGAUGCAGACCGGGUGAGUCUCGAGGCCGCUCGUCGGGACUACUUGGAAUAUCGAUUUGGGACUGUCGUUUCUGCUAGCGAGAGAAACUACCUUCUCGGAGGUAUCCCCUACUACAUAUUCCUUGGGCGUCAAAAGGACAUUACGUCCAGCCAGACAGGCAAAGAUACGAUCGAGAAGCUCGAUGCCUCGUUCACCGAGUCGCCCUACUUGUCUCCUGCCAACCACCAGAAGGAGAUGGAGAAGGCUGCGGAAGCCAGCGCACAAGAGGUUCGGUCCAAAGCAUACGAGUCAGCAGUAGUCAAUCUUGGCUCGAACCUGCCGCUGCCUUCAUCUUUCUAUCAAAACCACCAUUACCGCAUCUUUUACAAUGACCUGCUUCCGAAACACACCCAGUUCCAGAACGAAUAUAUCUACGCCUUCAACUGGGAAGAUCCUCGGGUUGACCACCGCCUUCUGGAUAUUCAACGCGACGAUGUGGUCUUGGCCAUUACCAGCGCUGGUGACAACAUUCUGGAUUACCUGCAGAAGAGCCCACGACGAGUACAUGCAGUGGACCUGAACCCCAACCAAAACCAUCUCCUCGAACUCAAAGUGGCCAGUUUCACUGCCCUCGGCCAUCGCGAUGUUUGGAAGAUUUUUGGAGAAGGAAAGCACCCUGAGUUCCGUCAACUGCUCAUUUCUCGUCUAAGCCCUCACCUGUCCAGUCAGGCGUUCCAGUAUUGGUUGGAGCACAGUCACGUCUUUACAUCGACAUCUGGAAAGGGUCUUUAUGAGACUGGUGGAUCCCGGCAUGCAAUCAAGAUGGUCCGUUAUCUGUUCAAGGUAUUCGGCCUCGAGAGUCAGGUGCGGAAGUUGUGCGAGGCUCAAACCCUUGCCGAGCAGCGCCAGAUCUGGCCUCGGAUCCGUUCGGUUCUGAUGAGCAAGCCUCUUCACUGGGCAGUAGUCGGAACGGAGUGGUUUGCAUGGAAGGCCGCGGGCGUGCCUCGCAACCAGCGUAAUAUGAUCAUCGAUGACUUCUUCAAGCGUAACGGCUUGACUGCGGAUAUGAAGCAAGCCAAGGACAUCAGUGGCCAGUCGAUCUGGGAAUAUGUCGUCGACACGCUCGAUCCAGUGGUCAAUGACACUCUGAUUGGCUCUGACAAUUACUUUUAUUACUUGUGUCUACAAGGCCAAUUCUCUCGAAGAUGCCACCCUGCCUAUCUGUCACCCAAAGCACAUGUGAGAUUAUCCUCCCCAGGGGCAUUUGACGGACUCCGUAUCCACACCGACGAGAUCAAUGAAGUGAUCAAACGUAUCACCCCGCGAAGCCUCACUAUUGCUGUUGUCAUGGACUCAAUGGACUGGUUCGACCCCUCCGGUAACGACGCUUCCAUUCAAGCCCAGAAACUCAACCACGCCUUGAAACCCAACGGCCGCAUUCUUCUCCGGUCUGCGAGCAUCGAACCCUGGUAUAUCCGGAACUUCGAAGAGAAUGGCUUCACGGCCCGGCGAGUCGGUGCUCGAUUCCCAGGAACAUGUAUUGACCGAGUCAACAUGUAUGCUUCUACUUGGAUUUGUACCAAAACGAAGGAAUUGGAACAGCCAUCUCUACCGGAUCGAUCGAUGUCCGUGCUAUCGCUGGGCGGUAGUACUGGGAAGCGGUCGAAUAGCGUGGAACAUCUGGAGAUAUGA
Aspergillus affinis is the source of this 4110-nucleotide messenger RNA. RefSeq lists its product as uncharacterized. The coding region runs from base 1 to 4110 and encodes 1369 amino acids. The record is from RefSeq and is a predicted model, not a curated record. The transcript is spliced from 20 exons. Gene Ontology annotation, molecular function: GTP binding; zinc ion binding; oxidoreductase activity. NCBI's taxonomy places the organism in Eukaryota, Fungi, Ascomycota, Eurotiomycetes, Eurotiales, Aspergillaceae.